AUGCUUCCCACAUUCUGCUCCCAGAGGGGGCAUGCUACGGCACUGCUGCUUUUCCUGGCUUCUUUGCAUAUUACCUCUUGUGGGAAGCUCCUGGUGGUACCCAUGGAUGGAAGCCAUUGGCUGAGUAUGCAGUCAGUCUUAAAGCAGCUGAAAGAAAAUGGACACGAGAUAGUCACUGUCGCACCUGAAGUAAACCUGCACAUAAAACCUUCUGAUGAUCUUUAUACCCUGAAAAUCUGUCCAGUGCCUUUCACACAAGCAGAGCUGGAGGAACAUUUUAGGCACUUCAUAAAUGGAAUUUUUGAUGAGCUGUCUUUUCUAGUUAUGGUUGUUGAACGAUAUAAGGCUAUAAGAAAGACUUUGGAGAUGUUGUUUUCCACUUGUACGUCCUUAAUAUACAAUGAAGAACUGAUGAGGUACAUUGAGCAGAGUAAGUUUGAUGCACUUUUUACAGACCCUAUGAUGCCAUGUGGCCAAAUAGUUGCCGAAUAUCUCGGCAUCCCUUCUGUAUUUUUCUUGCUGCAAGGGACUUCUUGUGGUUUAGACUCUGAGGCCCUUCAGUGCCCCAGCCCUCCUUCGUACGUUCCAAGAAUACUCACAACAAAUACAGACCAUAUGACGUUUGCACAACAUGUGAACAAUCUGCUGAUGUACGUGUCAGAAUUCUUCCUUUAUGGUUUUCUGUACUCUCCUUACUCAAGUCUUGCUACAGAGUUUCUUCAGAAAGACAUAACUGUCGUAGAACUUUUGAGUCACGCAUCACUUUGGCUGACAAGAGCAGACUUUACAUUUGAUUAUCCCAAACUGUUAAUGCCGAAUGUGGUUGCAAUUGGAGGGAUAAACUGUGCGGGGGGGAAAUCCUUAACUCAGCUGGCAUGA
Molecule: messenger RNA, 879 nt
Organism: Eublepharis macularius
Lineage: Eukaryota; Metazoa; Chordata; Lepidosauria; Squamata; Eublepharidae
Product: UDP-glucuronosyltransferase 1A1-like
Exons: 2
Coding region: 1-879 (292 amino acids)
Molecular function (GO): UDP-glycosyltransferase activity
Source: RefSeq, a predicted model, not a curated record